UUUGAUAUUAUUGAAACUGCUGAGCUUGAAGCCUCAAUUGCGCCUGUCUGGGAGACUUUUGAAAAUGAUUCUAUAAAUUUGAUAGGGCGAUCCAAAUAUACGAAUUUCUUAUCCAUAUACGGGGCCUGGUGUAGCGCAUCAUCGGAAUAUGCACAGAACCGGAGGUGUGUCCCGCGCCCAUUGCCGCCGAACAACUUGGUGUCGAUGGAGAUUCACCUCUAUGACUGUGACGUUAUUGCACAUUUGUAUGGUGGAGAGGAUUUCAUUCACUUUGAUGUGCCUCAAAGCUACCUCCACACCAUACAGCGCUUUGGUAACAUGGAGGAGGAGGUGCAGGAGCCCUCCGUGCUGUGGAGUGGGAUGGACUCAGACGUGGAGCUUCACCAGGGAAGACGCGAGGGACGACGAAGCGGAUUCCUUGGCGUUGGGCGAAGACAGGACGAGUACGUUGUUGGCCGCUUCACUGGUAUCCGACUUCAAGUGGAUUUGUUUGUUCCCGGAAAGGCGAACUUAUUGCAGGUGUAUUUGUCCGUGCGGGAUGGAGAAGUGGUGGAUUGCAUCGAGAAGAGUUCUGUGCGCACGCUAUUUAUGGCAUCCCUUCCGCCAUCUCUACGUGACCAUGAUGGCGAUUUGUUUGAGAUGAAGUGGACGACAGUUGUACCGCGGUCUUCUUCAAUGAAUGCCGGGAUGGUUGUUGUAGGGAAACCGGAGGAGCAGCUUAUUGUGCGGUUGCAGCCAGUCACUGUUGCCGUGCACCGACGUGCCAUGAAUUUGUUGUCCAAAUUUAUCGAAGACCCGGAGACUCUUUCCAACGAAAGUAUUGCUUCGGAUGACGUGCAGUCUCAGACGCUUUUCUUCAGUAAGAUUGUCGUAUUUCCAGUGCAACUGAUACUCUACGUCUAUUUUGAGGGCCACGACACCUCUCGAGCCACUCGUAUGGAUAUGUUUGAACUCUGCAACUUUCUUUUGCCUUCUAUUGAGCGGGCGCAGAUCAAGGUGCCGCUUAUCCUUGUCACGGCAUGCCCUCUCCACCGUGUCGGGGACCGCAUUUUAGACCUUAUGCGGGAACAGAUACUCAAUUUUCAUGGUCUUUUCAUGCUUCUUUGCGGGGUGCAGCCGCUGCAGUUGGCGUCAAACGUUGGGACGGCAGGCGUGGAGAUUCUUUUUGCUCCUCUCAAUGAAUAUCGUCGCAACAGACGUUUUUUCUCUGCCCUUUCCGCCGCUCUUCGCAAAUUUCUCUUUACACUUGUCUCUCAAUCACUCAACAGCGCGGUGGCGGUUUCGCGACGGGCACAUAACACGACCUCCUCCGUGAUUACUUCCGUGUUGCCAGUGAGUGAAUUGUCGCCCGUGUCGCGUGGGUCGCAGCCGGUGAGUCUUUUGGAGGGUUUGAAGCGUGGCUUUGCGGAGCUUCUUCAAGGACUUCGCUUGGCCUCUAACGUUGCCGCGUAUUGCUUGGGGCCACACGGAAGUCCUAUGCGUUUACCGCUGGCGGCUUCACUGGUUUUUGAUGGAUUUAUGCGUGGGGCACUUGAGGUGAUGUGCGGGAUACGCAACGUGGUUGCCCCGGAAUUAUAUGGGCAGGAGAAAAAAAUUUUCAAGGGAAAACGGCGGAAGAUAACUUGA
This is a messenger RNA of Trypanosoma cruzi, 1626 nucleotides long. RefSeq lists its product as uncharacterized. The transcript has a single exon. The record is from RefSeq and is a predicted model, not a curated record. Gene Ontology annotation, molecular function: phosphatidylinositol-3-phosphate binding. Gene Ontology annotation, biological process: autophagy of mitochondrion; piecemeal microautophagy of the nucleus; autophagosome assembly. Lineage: Eukaryota; Euglenozoa; Kinetoplastea; Trypanosomatida; Trypanosomatidae. The annotation marks the transcript as partial. Gene Ontology annotation, cellular component: phagophore assembly site; extrinsic component of membrane.